GAGAGUCGCUCCAGCCUAUGAUUCAAAGUAGUGUAGACUUCUUGCCCGGCUCCAGCUGUCUCUGGUCUCUCCAGGAAUGAGAAGCGAUGGCCGGCUCUGCCAACGAGGAGAAAACCUUCAAGAGGUUCUUGGAGCUCUUCUUGCGGGAGAUGAGGCCACCUCUCCAGGAGGACGUACCUCUACCUAUGCGCCCCUUGUCGGACCUCAUCUCGGAGGACGAGGUGGAAGGGGAAUGCCUCGACCUGUGUCUCCAGCACCUGUGUAAAUAUAAUUGCCCUUUUUCCUUGGCUGCAGCCCUGGCCCGUGGUACAGCAGACAGCAUCCUGCAAAGCGAUCUCUCUGUGUACUAUCUCAACAAGAGUGUGGAGGAUGGAACAGACACGCUGCCUCAGAUUGAUUCGGUGAAGCUGGCCCGGCUGAUCUUUAAUAAGCUAUGCGAGACCUGCUGUCAUUGGCUAAAGGAGUUUCCGUAUCGCCGCCGCCACUUGCCGUACUACGAGACCUCCAUCCACGCUAUUAAAAACAUGCGCCGAAAGAUGGAAGACAAACACGUCGUCAUUCCUGACUUCAACACACUCUUCAAUCUACAGGAUCAGGAAGAGCAGGCUUUUUUUGCCGUGUUUGAUGGUCACGGUGGGGUGGAUGCUGCCAUUUACGCCGCCAAUCAUCUGCACGUAAACCUGGUAAGACAAGAAAUGUUCAGUCAGGACGCCGGAGAGGCUCUGUGUCACUCCUUCAAGCUGACAGACGAGCGGUUCAUACAGAAGGCGUCACGUGAGAACCUGCGUUGUGGCACCACAGGGGUUGUGACCUUUUUGAGGGGUCGCACACUGUAUGUGGCCUGGCUGGGAGACUCUCAGGUCAUGAUGGUGAAGAGAGGUCAACCGGUGGAGCUGAUGAAACCACACAAACCAGACAGAGAGGAUGAGAAAAAGAGGAUUGAGGCUCUGGGUGGGUGUGUGAUCUGGUUCGGCACAUGGAGGGUGAACGGCAGCCUGUCGGUGUCAAGAGCCAUCGGUGACUCAGAACACAAGCCCUAUAUCUGUGGUGAUGCUGACUGCACCGCCUUCAACCUGGACGGCAGCGAGGACUACUUGAUCCUGGCCUGCGACGGCUUCUACGACACGGUGAAUCCAGAAGAAGCUGUGCGAGUGGUCAGCGACCACUUGCAGGAGAACAACGGGGACACCGCCAUGGUGGCCCACAAACUAGUGGCCUCGGCCCGAGAUGCGGGGUCCAGCGACAACAUCACGGUCAUUGUGGUGUUCCUCAGGGACCCCCGUUUGCCCCCGCCCUCAGAUGAACCGGAGGAGGAGCAGGAAGAGGAGCCGGUGGAGGACGCGGGAGAAGAGGAGGAAGAAGAGGAAGUGGAGUCCUUGCAGAGUGAGCUGGUGUGUCAAGACGGAGGGGCGGAAAAUGGAGGCAAGAACCGGGGCGGCUGGCCACUCCAACAAUGCUCGGCUCCGGCCGACCUGGCCUACGAAGACCGCAUGGAUUCGUUUACGGACAGAACAAGUCUGAGCAUCACGGGGCCAGACCUGCGUGCAGAGACUGGCUGCUUCAGGCUCCCAGCUUCAUCCAGCCUCCCUCCGACGAGAACCGUCAUGGCAGACCUCAUACCCCCCUACGGCGGGGCUGGCGCGGCCUGGCGCCCCUACCAAGAGGACGGCCCCUCCGGGUACAGGCAAAAGCCCCAGCCUAAACCCAGAGUGCCCUCCUACACGCAAACCACCUCAGAUGGACAAUUGUUGGAGGUGGCUGCGCUCUUCCCCCAGGAGGGCCGCAGGAAGAGGCGGCUGGAGGUCAUGCCGCUAAGGAGGGAAUCGCAGCGCCUGAUCCGGAGGGCUAGAGAAAGUCACGGCCCUCUCAGCUGCUUCCCUAGCGUGCCCUAUCCUCUCCGCUCUCCAGAGAGGAAGCCUGGGAUAGCCUUUCCCCAUGUAACCCACAGCAAAAGGGUCUAAUCGACAACUUCCUUGCCCCAUCAUGCCGCCCUCCAUCCCUAAAGCUAAAACACGUUCAUUUCACACAACACAUGAAUGGGGGUGUACGAACACAUACAUGCAUACUCUGUUCCAAAACAUAGUGAGCAGCCUCCAUAGGCUGCAUUUUAGAUGGAAAAGUACCUUGUAUUGGACAAAUUGAAAGGCAGCAACACAAACCCAGAAUGAAGAGAGAAAUGAUAAUCUUGAUAAAAAUAGUUUAUUAUAGUUUAAUCCUGACUAUUUUACCCAAUAUUUGUGUGUGCUAUAUAUAUUUAUGCUUAUCAGUGUGAAAGCUUAUUUCCACCAUGGAAUAAAAAUAUAAAAAUACAUUUUUCUGACAACUGUGAGUUGAUGUCGCACAGUUCUCAGAAUUGCAAAUGUAUAUCUUGCAAACUCACUAUUAUGACUGUGUAACUCGAAAUUGCCUCUUGCAAUUCUAACUUUUUCUCUCAGGAUUGUGAUUUUACAUCUCACAGUUCGAACUUUUUGUCUCAGAAUUUGAAAUUUACAGAUAAAAAGUAAGAAGCGCAAAAUGUAACUCAUAAUUCCAAGAGGAAGUCUGAACUGCGAGAUGUAAACUCAAAAUUCAGAGCAAAAAAAAUUAAAAAAUGAAAUUUUUCCCCUUCAGAAUUCUGAUUUUACAUCUGAUUUUACAUAGUUCUGACUCCUGAAAUUGAAAUUUACAUCUAUAUAUAAACUCAGAACUCUGAUAAAAAGUCAGAAGCGCAAAAUGUAACUCAUAAUUUCAAGAAAAAAUCUGAAUUGCGAGAUGUAAACUCAAAGUUCAGAGCAAAAAACUAAGAAUUGUGAACUUUUUUCCCCUCAGAAUUCUAAUUUUACAUUUCACAGUGCUAACUUUUUGUCACAGAUUUUAAAAUAUACAUCUAUAUAUAAACUCAGAAUUCAGAAAAAGUCAGAAUUGCUAAAUGUAAACUAAGAAUUCUGAGAUAAAAGGUCAGAAGCGCAAGAUGUAAUUCAUAAUUCCAAGAAGACGUCUGAAUUGUGAGAUGUACACUCAAAAUUCAGAGCAAAAAAUAAGAAUUGUGACUUUUUUUCCCCUCUAUAUUUUACAUCUCACAGUUCUGAAUUUUUAUCUAGGAAUUUGAAAUUUACAUCUAUAUAUGAACUCUGAAUUCUGAGAUAAAAAGUCAGAAGAGCAAAAUGUAACUCAUAAUUCUGAGAAAAAGUCUAAAUUGUGAAACGUAAACUCAAAAUUCUGAGAAAAAAAAUUGUGCAUUUUCCUUCAGAAUUCGAAUUUUACAUCUCAAAGUUCUGACUUUUUGUCUUGGAAUUUGAAAUGUACAUCUGUAUAUAAACUCGGAUUUCUGAGAUAAAAAGUCAGAAGCGCAAAAUGUAACUCAUAAUUCUGAGACAAAGUCUGAAUUGCGAAACGGAAACUCAAAAUUCAGAGAAAAAUUUUUUUUUUACAUUUUCCUUCAGAAUUCGGAUUUUACAUCUCAAAGUUCUGACUUUUUGUCUUGGAAUUUGAAAUUUACAUCUAUAUAUCAACUCGGAAUUCUGUGAUAAAAAGUCAAAAUGCAAAAAAAGCGCAAAAUGUAACUUAAUUCUGAGAAAAAAGUUUCAAACUUUUUUCCCCUCAGAGUUUGGAUUUUACAUCUCACAGUUCUGCCUUUUUGUCAGAGUUGUGAGAUAAAGUCGCAGUUAAAAUAUGAACGUUCCAUGCUGAAAAUAAGUUCAACAUGCUGACAGAGAACCCUAUUAAAAUGACCUGCAUUAAUUGUUAGUGUUGCUGCCUAGAGAGUCCAAAUGAGUCCAUUCUGAGGUUCCACAGGCAGCUGUCUAUGUAGGGAUCAGGCAGCAAAGGGGACUCACUGAGCUCUGGAACAGAAACAUAAUCAAACAUAUGAGAUCCUACAUUGCUUUGACGCUUCCACUCUCAUCUUAUAUGAGCCAGCCUAUCAGAAUUCUUUACCAUUCUCAGCCAGCUUCCUCCUCAUCCUCAUAACCCUCUCUCUGGUCCAGUUUGCGUGUGUGUGCGUGUGUGGAAGGGAAAAAAAAAAAGAGCGUUAACACUAUGAUAACACUAUCUUCUGUUAUUACACACACACACAAGUGAAGUUUGAGGGAAACCCAGUGUAGAAUCAAGCAGGUAAUUGCAGUCAACAGGAGGAACUGACCUCAUAGACCUCUAAAAUUCAUUUUUUCCUUUUUAUCUGAAGCGUAUACUUAUUGUAUGAACUGGUUACUCAAGUAUGUGAUCAUGUCUAUAAAUUACAGCUUAGGAUUUGUCUAUAAAUUGCAGCUCAGGCAUAAUUAUGACCUGGCUGUGAUGAGUCAUUGAGAAACGAGUGGCAUCAUAUUCAUGUGUGUUUAUGCUUUUAGCACACAUGCUGUUUUUGACCCCAUGUUUUACCUUGUUCAUUUUGUUAGACAUGUUUAUUUAUCUAAAAGCCAUAAAUGGUGCUUUUCACAAAUAGGAUACAAUUCAGAAUUUUUUACUGUCCUGUAUCCACCUUAUUUUUCAAUGCGGAAGUAAGCCGUUUUCUGGUAAUGUGUGAGACUUCCGGUUUAUAAGCCACCGCAGGGAAAUAACGAGAAGAAUAACAACGAACAGUAAACUGUAAAACUGUUUGCACUACAAACCAGCAUGUUCAUAAUUAAGAUAAUACGUUCAAAUAAUAUGGUAAGACACACCAAUUUGCAAUAUCAAACAACAAAACAAGCUGUUUUGCACAGCUAAAAAUAGCUGGAUGCAGAUGAGAGCGGAAGCCAGACACAUUAAAUUUACAAAUGGCCAUGCCCACUCUUAACGGGAAAAAUAAGGUGGAUAAUUUAAUUUUAAUUUUAUUAAUAUUGUGGAUUUAAUUUAAUGUUUAUUGCUAGGAAAUAACAAAAAUAUAAAACGCAAACCUCUACAAAACAAAUACUGUACAAUACUGUAUAAUAUUUAGUUUGACCUCCAGAGGUUGAAGGUUAAGUGCCACUUUUUGUUGAAAUAACAAAAAAAUGAUUUGAUUUUGUAUCUAUUUGGAUCUACUUUGUAUUCUAUUUGUGGAAAGUGCUGGGCUGGUUUUGGGCGGCCGCCACGUUGAAGCAUUUGCACAUUCACCAUAUCUCCAGGCACCCUUUGAUGACGCUAACUAGAAAUAACAUAACCCACUGACAGACAACACCUGUUGCUUUUCCAGUCAUUGCCUUGGAAAGAAACAUAUCGGAUCAAAUUUAGAUGCAGUAUAUACAUUUUCAGUUUCAAAACCAAAGAAAAUGACUGAGUAUUCAUCAGGGGACAUACUACCAUCCCUAAACGAUGCUGUAGUACAUCUACAAGAGCUUGUUGUUAAACCCUGUAGAGAAAGAUUAGUUGAAGAUAUUCACUUCCUAUUCAAAACUGAUGUUUGGACAAAUAUCUCUUACAUUGGCAAGCUGCAUUAAGAUCUGUUUUGGAGUUUGUAUAGGAUGUGUAAAUGUAGCUAGAGAGGUUUGCUUGACAACAGAAUAAGGCUGACAGGAGAUGCUCGUAGUUUGAAGUGCCCCUCAGGUGUUGAGGACAUGGAUAGUUGAGUUUCAGCAGCACAAUGUGUGCCUUUAUUAUCUUCAACAUGGGCCUGUUUUUGACAGGCUGGGAAGUGGAUGUAGAGUAAAUCUGAUCGCUCUACCACUUUCUUUUUUUCUAUACACUACCAGGUUCUUUAUUUAGAAAUGGACACAACACUUGAGAUUAGGAGAGAAUUUGUUACAAUUUUUAAACAGUACAUGUAGUGUACUUGAACAUUUGAAUUUAAAAAGAGUACAGCUAGGUAUUACUCACUUUUAAAAGGAUAGUUCAGCCAAAAAUGAAAAUUCUGUCAUUAAUUACUCACUAUCAUGUCGUUCCAAAUGCGUAAGACCUUAGUUUAUCUUUGAAACAUGAAUUGAGAUAUUUUUGAUGAAAUCCAAGAGCUUUCUGACCCUGCAUAGACAGAAAUGCAGCUAUGAAGCUACGAGAAAACAAAAACAACAACUUCAUUCAACAAUUUCUUCUUUUUUGUGUCAGUCUUCGACGUUCGUUCAUGAGACUAUCACUGUACUGUCUAUUCAGGGUCAGAAAGCUUCCAGGUUUCAUCAAAAAUAUCUUAAUUUGUGUUCCAGAGAUGAAAAACGUUUUUACUGGUUUGGAAUUUAGGAGAUUAAAUGAUUUUCUGAACCGUCACCGCUCAUCUGAUUAUUCACUCUUUAAUCUUUAUACAGUACAUUAAGAUCUCCCCUUCUCACGCAAGUCAUAUGCGUGCGUUUUUAUAUUUGCCACGUACAACUGAUGUCAGAAUACGCAGCUGCGAUGCCAUUGGAUGGUUCUGUGACAAACCACACGUGUUUCCGACUAGCAAUGCUGCAACCCUUCGCUCUGUCCCUCUUACGUCUACAACUAACUAAUGACUUGUGCCAUCCCUACCGUGCCAUUGCACUAAUCAGUUUCCAUUUAUUUAUUUUUUUGUUGGUGGAGGGAUGGAUAAUGGGACGGGGGCAGGCAUAAACAUCCAUCACCUGAGUGUUGUCAUUCAAGCUCCCCUCAUCCACCUCCAACCACGAAAUUCACCCGCAUAAAGCCCAACACCCGCCAUCAGUGUUCUCCUAUAAAAAAAGGGGCUUGAAUGGGAAGUUGUUCUGUUGUGGUGCAUUUAUAACUGGUCCAGAAUGUACAUCCAGAUGUCGAAUGUACUGUAAAAGGAACCCUUCUAACAAAAAACAUGGAGCAGGAUCAAUGAAACUUUUACCCGAUGCCCAGACUGUCCCGAUUAUAUGUACGCACUCUACCGCCCCUUAUGAGAUUCGUCCCGAUCUUAUUCCCUUUGUGGAAGUUGCUAAGCACGUCAUUGACUGCCCUGCCUCGUAAAUCCUAGAUCUGCACUAGAAGCGGAAAACGUUCCCUCACGGCCUUCGAGACCGAAUUGAUGACCAGAGAUCGAUGAGUGCAGCUCACAGGACACGGACCUCACGACGAAGCUGCGCUCGAGAUGAUAUAUGCGACGUAGAUUCAGAGAUAACCUAAUGCCCUCGCCAUCAUGUACAAUCUCCCUCACGAUCAUUCCUCUAGCACCUCGUACGGGGCACAAAUUAUAUAUCGGAAGUGUAGUAACUUACAUAUAUUGUAUACAUGUAUGUGUGUUUUGAGCGUGUGCGUGGGUGCGCGUAACGUUUGGGAUGUGUAUGUGACGUCUGUCUUCUAAAUGUACUAUUUUAAUCACCACUGAUAACUCAGAUGGAUACAGAAGUCUGUAACGCUUUUCAGUAACCCUCAGCCCCGCCCCCUUCUCACUGAAGUACGUACUUGAAAACUACUUGGAAGCGCGCGGACUCUAACAGAUGCAGCGCUGGGCGUCUGUAAUGCAGUCACAGGCUCUCGCUUAUUCACCGAGUGGUAAUGAGUCAAAGGACCAAAGUUUUCAGACGGUUCGUUUCCAAGAAGAACAUCUCACUUCGUCUUCACGUACUCUUGAGCCUUGGCCCCCUGUGGACUGACUGUUAGACGCAGCGUUUCCCCUAUUAGCGAUAGUUUCUGUGUCGAGGGCGCGCUCUCGAUCUUUCAUGACGGUUAGCCCUCCUCACUUGCUGUCACUGCUUUUUGUCCAUGUACUGUUCAGUACUGCUCUUUUUUCUGCUAGCAAUAAUGAACCUACGCAAGCCAUGAGUGAAGAGAGCUCUUCAAAGGGCUCGUCUUCUCUAAAGCAAAGCUGAGGAAGGGUUUCCAGACAACUUAGAGGGGAAAAGACAAACAAACGUAUCUUAAAAAAAAAAAGAAACCUAUGUUACUGAUGGUCAUCACUGUAUUCUAUUAAACCUGUGUUGAUGAGAAACCA
Molecule: messenger RNA, 7777 nt
Organism: Labeo rohita (rohu)
Lineage: Eukaryota; Metazoa; Chordata; Actinopteri; Cypriniformes; Cyprinidae
Gene: ppm1e
Product: protein phosphatase, Mg2+/Mn2+ dependent, 1E
Exons: 7
Coding region: 87-1961 (624 amino acids)
Biological process (GO): negative regulation of protein kinase activity; protein dephosphorylation
Molecular function (GO): protein serine/threonine phosphatase activity; cation binding
Source: RefSeq, a predicted model, not a curated record